AUGGGUACGCCUUUCGUCCAGUUCCUCGGGCCAUCAAACCUCGAGGGCUACAACCGCAAGAGACAGCCUUCCGAGCAGCCAGCCACCAUCCCCAAGACAUUCCUCGAUGCCAUGGAGGUUCGGGAGCAGGUAUUCGUCAAGGAGCAGAACAUCCCCCUGGAGAAUGAGUUUGACGCAGACGAUGCUCGGUCUUGCCAUUGGGUCGCAUAUGCUUCCAUCAACACCACAGUCGAACCUGAAGUGACGGAUGAAGAUGGAAACAUCGUUAGAAGAAAGCAAAGUGUUACCAGGUCAACACCAAUUGGUACAAUAAGGCUCGUCCCAUUCCCACAUGCAGCACAUCCGGAACCUGGCUCGGCAUAUACCCUCGAUGCACCCGAAGCAGUGUCCGGUCCUCCGCCUUACAUCAUCGACCGGCCGACAACAUUCCACGAUGGAAAGGAACCAUAUCUCAAAUUGGGAAGAAUAGCGGUGUUGAAGGAAUUCCGUGGAUCUGGAAUAGCGAGGCUUCUGGCGGAUUCCGCAAUAACCUGGGCCCGACAGAACCCCACCUUCUUCAACCCAUCCAUUGCAGUUGUGGGAAUGGAAAACCUUGGUGCGAAGAGCGUGGACGAUGUGCCUGUCUGGAAGGGCCUCAUGUGCGUCCAUGCCCAAGAACAAGUGGCGAAGGUCUGGGCCAAGUGGGGGUUCGAGCUCGACGAAGGUAUGGGAAGUUGGUACGAGGAAGGCAUCAAGCACGUGGGCAUGUUUAGGAGAGUUGAUAUUGGGAACACCACUCGACAAUAG
This is a messenger RNA of Amorphotheca resinae ATCC 22711, 786 nucleotides long. RefSeq lists its product as hypothetical. The transcript is spliced from 2 exons. Lineage: Eukaryota; Fungi; Ascomycota; Leotiomycetes; Helotiales; Amorphothecaceae. The record is from RefSeq and is a predicted model, not a curated record. Gene Ontology annotation, molecular function: acyltransferase activity, transferring groups other than amino-acyl groups. The coding region runs from base 1 to 786 and encodes 261 amino acids.